AUGAUACACUUAGAAGUGGGUAUGGCUUUGCCACCAGAGCGAUCUACUGGACAAAAAUAUUGCAUGUACGGCUUAGAUGCUGCGGGUUACCAUUCAAUACCUCAAUAUUUCAAUGGGUAUUUUAAUAUCACCUUCACGUACAAGCUCUCGUCCAAUAUCACGAUUCCUUAUGUAGUAGUAAAAGACGAAAAUGAUGAAAUAAUCGGGCCCGCACUUGAUAUGCCCUGGAAGAAGUUAAGCGAAAUGAAUAACACGAGUGAUUAUGUCAAAAAUAAGCUGGAGAAAAAGCAUAUUGCAGCAGCGUGGAUCGUAUCCCACUGCGAGACGCCUUGGCGGCGUAUAUAUGCCCAGGCAUUGCAAUAUGAAUUGGCUCAACUUGGACAAACUCUGGAUAUUUUUGGGAAAUGCGGUACCAAGCAGUGUCCUAAAGGUGGCUAUGGGCUAUGUGGUACUUUUAUGUGUCCCCAAUAUGAAAGAAUGGACGAAUGUUUAGCUAUUAUAGAAUCAGAUUAUUAUUUUUAUUUAUCAUUCGAGAAUUCAUUCGGUGAAGACUACGUCACUGAAAAACUUUUGCAUGCCUUGGAACAUUUUACUGUUCCCAUAGUUUUCGGAGGUGCUAACUAUAACAGUAUGAACAAAUCGAGUACAAUCGAAUUUAUUGCUGAAUGGUGGAAUGAGGAACAGCCUCCGUGGCCAACUACACAGCCCGAUAUUGGUGAACAAAAUGAAGUAGAACAAGUAAUGACGAACUUGCUUGAUUUCUUGAAUCCGCCCUAG
Molecule: messenger RNA, 777 nt
Organism: Hyposmocoma kahamanoa
Lineage: Eukaryota; Metazoa; Arthropoda; Insecta; Lepidoptera; Cosmopterigidae
Product: alpha-(1,3)-fucosyltransferase C-like
Exons: 2
Coding region: 1-777 (258 amino acids)
Cellular component (GO): membrane
Molecular function (GO): alpha-(1->3)-fucosyltransferase activity
Source: RefSeq, a predicted model, not a curated record